CACGCGAAUCAUAAAACAUAGAAAGCAGCUAAUUCAUUUGGAGUUAACGGCUACGACUCACAAUGUCUUUUACAUGCUGGAAUAUAAAUUUUGGAACUCUUGGAAAGUGAAUAAAUAUACAUAUAUAUAAUCGGUAGUGUUUCCCAAUUCGUUGAUGUUUUUUCUAGUGAACUGAACUGAAGUCAAUAGGUUUUGUUCCUUUAGUCAGUUAUUUUCCCCCAGCAUUCGCGUUUGCUGAUCGGUUAAGGCAAUGGCGAAUACUUGCUUGCAGCUGACAGGCUUUACGGUGAGCGUCCUCGGAUGGAUUGGGCUGAUUAUCGCUACCGCUACUAAUGACUGGGUAAUCACGUGUAAAUAUGGAAUGAACACCUGUAGAAAGAUGGACGAGCUGGAAACCAAGGCCUUGUGGGCGGAAUGUGUCAUUUCAACAGCGCUUUAUCACUGCAUCUCACUCAGUCAGAUCCUCGACCUACCUGCCUAUAUUCAGACGUCUCGCGCCUUGAUGGUCGCUGCAUCGAUCCUGGGCUUGCCGGCUGUCAUUCUCGUGGUCAUGGCAAUGCCCUGCAUUCAUCUUGGGAACGAACCCGAGAGCGCGAAGAACAAGCGAUCGGUGCUUGGAGGGAUUCUAAUACUCCUAAUAGCUCUGUGUGGGAUCGUGUCCACCGUAUGGUUCCCCAUUGGUGCCCAUCGCCAGCACGGCCUGAUGUCAUUCGGCUUCUCUCUGUACGCAGGCUGGGUGGGUGCGGCCUGCUGCCUGCUCGGCGGCUGCAUGUUAACCUGCUGUUCCGCGGACUCCCCUGCCCCAUACGCCGCCGACAACAACCGCUUCUAUUACUCCAGACAGGGUCCCACUAACCCCACCCCCUCCUCCAGUAACCACGCCAAAAGUGCACAUGUGUGAGCUGCAGGAUCACUGCGCAGCUGUCUAGAAGAGCCGAAGUGUCUUAGUCCACCAACGUGCUCGGUCUGUUGCUUUGUCUCUUUUCUCCAUGCUUCACUGACUCUCUCCAGGCUUAUCCAGUGGCCUCUCAUGGCUAUGUGGAUAUGUUGCUUGUCAGGUGAACUGACCUCCUGGUCUUCAGAGCAACACCAGGGUCAACAGCAUGCUCUGGACUCUCAUCGUAUUACAUAAUACAGGCCACUCCCUCAUAGGAGACCUGCUGUUAAUGGCUGACCUGUUUUAAAGGAUCCUUUAUCAUUUUUAAUGUGUUUAUUUUCUGCUGCUGCACACUGCCCUGUGCAAAUGUAAUUAUUUUUUUACACUUUGUGGUUCAGGACUUGUGCAGUUCAAGCUCUUUGCUGUUUUGGGCCCUAAACACUAACAAAAGGUCUUGUCAGUAUUGCUUUUAAUUGUAAAUGUCAAUCAAAUGAAAUCAUUUUGGGCCAAUGUGGAAAGUCUGUCUCUGUCUGUCUCUGUCUGUCUGUCUGUCUGUCUGUCUGUCUGUCUGUUUUUAGAGCACUAGCUACGUCACAGACACUGUUCUACUUGCCACUGUGCACAGCUAACAUUUCUAGGUCAUCCUUUGUGUUCUGAGCGGCUAUAAAUGAUAGAACUUUGAGAUUUCCACCAAAGCAUUAUUUGACUUGGUUAUUUAUUGCAAAAAAAUUCUUUGUGAUAUCAUGUUUUAUUAAAUAAACUUUUUUUUUUUUUUCCA
Molecule: messenger RNA, 1655 nt
Organism: Electrophorus electricus (electric eel)
Lineage: Eukaryota; Metazoa; Chordata; Actinopteri; Gymnotiformes; Gymnotidae
Gene: cldn11a
Product: claudin 11a
Cellular component (GO): bicellular tight junction; membrane
Molecular function (GO): structural molecule activity
Source: RefSeq, a predicted model, not a curated record